AUGCAUAAGAUCCACCGGCCAGCACUCAGUUGAUCACCUAAAGAGCAGCGCCCGGCGUCCUGUCCCCAGUUUAUGCCUCAUCUCAAGGAUCGCCCAAGGAUCCUUAUCUUGUCCAGCGUGCAACAGCAAUACUCAGCGCAGUCAUGAUCAAGUACGUGUGGCAUGUGGCUGCUCUGAUGAUCGUCUUCUGUUGGCUCUCCAGCGCACGCAGUGCCACCUACCAACACCAGAACCCGAACAGUCUGAACUCCGCCCCUCGGCCCCAAAUCCAGAGCAGUAACCCCGGAAUGGGUUCUACGGGCUUCUGGAAGGACAUGUCGCUGGUCUAUCGCAUCUACCAGCAGUGCUCGGGCGACAACAUGUCCGUUUGCCUGAAGGUCAAACUGCUGACCGGCUUGGAGAAAGCCUUCCGAUCGGCCAAGUCUCUCUCGCUCAUGGAGGGCAUUCAGUUCGUCAGUUCUGGUGGCGAAAGUGAGGAGCCCAAACGAGCUCCCGUCAGCGAAAAAGACAUUGAAGCCGUCUUGCCCAGAGGCGCGGACGCCAAGGAGCAGGUCCUAAACAACCUGAUCCUUAAGCGGGUGGGCAACUUCCUACAGGAUCACACGCUGCAGGUGAAAUUCGAAAAUGAGGCAAACUCGGUGGAGGGUCGCAAGAAAAAGGACAAGAAGGGCAACGGCGCCAUGAUCAUGAUCCCCCUUCUGCUGGGCGGCACCAUAGUGCCCCUGGCCUACGGAGCCUUGGCCAUGUUGGCGGGAAAGGCGUUGAUUGUGUCCAAGCUGGCCCUGGUCCUGGCCUCGAUCAUCGGCAUCAAGAAGCUGCUGAGUGGAGGCGGCGGCGGAAAGGAGUCCUCCCACGAGGUGGUCGUCUCCUCGGGCGGCCAUUCCGGCUGGGGUCGGGAGCUGGACACCGCCUACAGCGGCUGGAAGCCGGCGGCCAAGGAGUCGACGGGCAGCGCCAAGAGCCUGUGAGCUAGCAUUUGCAUUUGGGAAGAGGAGUAGCUCGAGAUGGGAGAUUCUCGGGAGAUUAUCGUGGAGAGUGAACCAAAGAAUCGAGCGCCGCACGAACUGUCUGACUAAUGUCUAGUUUAAUUCGCCUAAUCGAUCCUUAAUUUAACGAACUAAAUGUGUGUGUUAGGUUUAAGUAAGCCCUAAUUAAAUAUAGUAAAUUCUGCUACCCGCAAUUCGCAUAAA
Drosophila erecta is the source of this 1190-nucleotide messenger RNA. RefSeq lists its product as uncharacterized. The record is from RefSeq and is a predicted model, not a curated record. NCBI's taxonomy places the organism in Eukaryota, Metazoa, Arthropoda, Insecta, Diptera, Drosophilidae. The coding region runs from base 144 to 968 and encodes 274 amino acids. The transcript is spliced from 2 exons.